This is a messenger RNA of Papaver somniferum (opium poppy), 1566 nucleotides long. RefSeq lists its product as uncharacterized. The coding region runs from base 1 to 1566 and encodes 521 amino acids. The transcript has 5 exons. The record is from RefSeq and is a predicted model, not a curated record. NCBI's taxonomy places the organism in Eukaryota, Viridiplantae, Streptophyta, Magnoliopsida, Ranunculales, Papaveraceae.
AUGGGUGGUGUUAAAGCUAUUAGGAUUGUUGUCGAUAAGUACAAGAUGGAUACUGGUCACAAGAUUGCUAUUCUUAAAAAUGGCAGAACUCGUUUUACUGCAAAGUGCGAAGAAGAUGGUUGUGCUUGGAGGAUUCAUUUUGGGCCUGUGAAUGGUGAUACUUCUCGGUUCUUGCUGAAAGAUUCUAACGCUCACAGUGUUGGUUUUGAGAUCUUAUUAGGUGGUGAUCCUAGCUUAAAACCCAGACAAAUCAUGUCACUUUUCAAGAAAACUUAUGGGUCCAAUAUUAAGUAUCACCAUGCCCGUAGAGGGAAAGAAGCUGUAUUUGAAGAACAGUAUGGGUCGUAUAGCGAUUUUACUUGGUAUGUCAAAGAAAUUGAAGAAACUAAUCCCGAUAGCUAUGUGAAGUUUGAAGUUGAGGAUGGAACCAGUAGAUUUCAUAGGAUAUUCGUUUGUUACGGUGCUUGCAAGCAUAGCUAUAGGUAUCUCAAGCCCAUGAUUUACUUGGACGCUACUUUCCUUACUGGUAGAUACAGGGGUACUCUUAUGGCUGCAACAUGUAUCAACGGAAACAAUGAGUUUUACCCAUUUGCUUUUUCUAUUGUUUCUUCUAAAAACAAAGAUAAUUGGUUUUGGUUUCUGGAGAAUCUUCAACAUGUUGUCGAUGAUCGUCCGAUUGUUUUCCUUAGUGAUCGUCAUGAAGGACUUUUGCAGGGCAUUCCAAAAUAUUUUCCUAAUUCACAUCACAACUAUUGCUUUUACCACAUCAAAUGCAAUCUCCCCAUUGGAUCAGGUGAUGCGAAUUUGAAGCCCGUUCUUGAUUUGUUUUACAAAGCUGCGUACUCUUACACACCAUCAAACUUUGAAGAAGCUUUGAGGGGAAUGCAUGCAAUUGGAGAUGGACAUGUUGCUAACUAUAUCAGGACUAUUCCAAAGGAGAAAUGGGCAAAUGUGUUUUUCCCUGUAUGCAGAUAUGGUGCUCACUCUUCAACUCUUGCCGAGUCCUUUAACAACUGGGUUCUUCCUUUCAAAAAUUUUCCUGCUUUUGUUCUUCUCGAUGCGAUACGUUUGAAGGUUAUGGAGAAAAUGUCUGAGAGAAGGAUACUAGGUCUGGAAACAUUCAACACUAGGCUCACUUCUGAAUAUGAGGCUUUACUAAAGGAAAACAUCGACAUUGGUCGUACUUGGACUGUUGUUCAUUCCAUGGAAAGAUUGUAUGAAGUCAGGUCUCCCCGAACUCAUUCUGUAGAUCUAUUGCAGAAAACUUAUUCUGAUCCUACAUCUUCAAUGCCAAACACAAGUGUAAUCAAUAAAGAUAAACAAGACCAAGUGAACCUUGAUGACCAAAAUGUGAUGGAUGGCACUCGAACAACUGAAAUUGAUGAAGCUACUAUAAUUGCAGCUGAAGCCAUAUGUCAGUUGGAUCCUAAAGAAGUUCUUUUACUCACACAAGGAGAAGAAUCACAGAAUGAGACUUAUAUAUCAAUUGAGGACCUUCUAGAUAACUUGUCUGAAACUGUGUUCGUAAAGCUUGAAAAAAGGUUGUUACAGAACGACACCAUCUGA